This is a messenger RNA of Symbiodinium sp. CCMP2456, 1619 nucleotides long. Lineage: Eukaryota; Dinophyceae; Suessiales; Symbiodiniaceae. The record is from the annotation of a GenBank genome assembly.
GUCAGGAAACCCCCGUCGACGAAGACGUGAGCUUUGCCGUUUCAGAAGUUGACAUCUUCGUGAGUCAUUCCUGGUCUUCCGAUUCCUGGGCCAAGUAUUUUGCGCUGUGCCGCGAGUUGAACCUGCACAAGGCCUUGGAAGCCUUGUCCGUGCUCUUGGUCCUCGCUUUUCCCCUUUUCCCUCUACGCGGCAUCGACCCAAAAACUGGCUUUGAUGCAGAGACCACCCUCUUCGUCGCACUCUGUUGGCUUUCGGCUAUUUUUGUGUACAUUGCCGUGCUUUUUUUCGGCCAUCAUCUGCACAUUGGAUUUUGCGGGCCCCGCAAUCCGACAUUGUGGGUGGACAGGCUAUGCAUUGAUCAAAGCGAUGCCGCACAAAAAGCUACCGGCAUCAGGGCCCUUCCUUUCUUCGUGACGCAAUCCUCGGAGUUUUUGAUGUUAUAUGACGGGAGCUAUCUAGACAGGCUGUGGUGUGUAGUAGAAUUGGCAACUUUCGUGAAAAGUUCGAGUUGCGAGCAUGUCUGCUUCGUUCCAUUGUGGCUGCCUCGCUGGCUGGUAACCACUAUGUGGCUGGACAUCUUGCAAGGUUGCAUUUGCAUCGCUGCUCUUCUCGCAUCGUGUGCAUCAUCGCCACAGAAACUCUCACCACUUGCAUCAGAUCGUGCCCUAAACCACUUCUUGAACAACCUCCUGCUGGUGGUCGUCUUGCUUCCGGGCUACAUCGUUGUUCUGGGGCCGUCGAUGUGGGCACUGGGCCGAAAAGCCCAGGGCCACGAGGAGAUGCUGCGACAGUUUGCAGCCUUCGAUAUCCGCAACUGCAGUUGCUCCGACGAAUCCGACCGGCAACCCUUGGAAGCACUGAUUGCGGAGCUCUUUACGGAGGAUGAUGUUUCGAGUGCUUCCAUCGAGGUUGUAGGUUCCGCCGUCUCGGACUCCAGUGAAUCCACGACCUCGCUCUCAGAGGACUGGCAUGGCUACAGGUCCUUAGUCAGAUGCGGAUCGCUCUCUGCCGAUGAGGGCCCAGGCCGUUUGUCGCAAGAGCCACGGAAGGAGGGCUCAGGGGGCAACUGUGGCCUGGAAGCCUUCAAUGCAUACGUCCGAGGCCCCCUGCGGCAAGCCUUGAUGGACAAACUCGGCGAUGAGACCUCCCUCAGUUUUCGCACCUGCUUCGCGGCGUUUGUGCCUGGCAGCUCCUUCUUCUUGCUGAACACCCUCGCGGUGGAUGGAGCUCACUCCGCGGCCUUCGACUUUCCACAGGGCUCCGAGAAGUGGAUCCUUUGUUUGGUUGAGGCGGCAAUUAUGAAUCUCAUGGUGACCCCAGUGCUGCUGCCCAACUUGCUGUAUCUUACGCACAGCGUCUACGGAUCCGUCAGACCUGGGUUCCUCCAGUCGCUCCUCACGCUUGUCGGUGGCUUUGUGGUGAGUACCUUGGUAAUCUUCUUGGGCGUUGCUGCGUUGGGAGCGCUCGAAGCGGUGGUCUUGACACGCUCUCUCAGGUGGUUGGUGGUGUUUCUCUUUCUCAUGGGCCUCAUUCUGGCAAACUUCUGCUUUCACUUCUGGCAUGCUGAUAUGAUACGCAUCUUGCGUCGUUGUAAAUCCCUCUUGGGACUCCAAGCUUAA